ACGACUGACUUGCAUCCUCCCUCGUAGUUCGUACAGCACACCCGCUCCACCUGUACAGCCAUGCCACCUCCCUCCUAUCAGAAAGGCGACGUCGAGCCUCCUGAGGAGAUCACCUCCGAGGCUGUCCGCGGGUUCCUGAUGGGUGCCUUUCGGUUUGGCUCCGUCUCAAUACUGGCCCAUAUGAUUAUGAUCCUCCCGCAUCCUUUCAAGUUCUCGUCGCCUUCUUCUGCCCCGAUCCCCGCGGAAGCCCCCUCCCACUCAUCAUCUCGACCAUCUUCGUCCCCCCGGCCAUCGCUCCUCACCAGAGAGAUCAUCCGUUCUCGGCUCUUCUACCGCCCCCUGGAGGGCUUCUCCGAGUGGCUGUCCCCCGGAUCGCGGGUCUACCGCGGCCUGACACCGCAGUUCAAGGUCUUCCUCCAGAUCGCGGCGAUGACCCUGGGCGGAUGUAUCUGGGCUGAGAGGACGGUCAACGACUACAUCAAGUUCGUCCGCAAGGUCAAACGGGCUGAAAAGGUCCAGGCCGAGAGAGCCGCCAGAGGGCUGGAGUAGCCGUGUUUGGGUCUGAAAGCUUCCCAACCAGGUCGUUCUUUUGAGUUCCUAGUGCAACGCCGGAGCGAUGAGGGAGAGGGGGGGGGGGAGAGGGGUGAGAGUCUCAAUAUUGUGAUUUCUUGUGCGUACUGCGUGAGGUCGCAGUCUGCACUACUGACUCGCCCCGGCCGCCGCACAGCCACUGCCAACUUCCCAUCCGUGCUGUCUGACUCUGCUCUGCCCUGGGUUUCGCGUCUAUUCUUGUCCAAGGUGACGGUCAUGUACCCGACAGCCCGGGCCCUCGGGUCUCCACCGAUCCUCAACUACCGUGUUGCCAGGGUUCAGGCGAAACGCAGUCGCCCCCGGCUGGAACGCGCUACGGAUACCUCGAUACGGGCCAGGCCUGCCAUGGCGGACAGGCCGAUGGGAGGAGGGUUUGCCUUUGGCGGUCGGCCGC
Molecule: messenger RNA, 985 nt
Organism: Aspergillus heteromorphus CBS 117.55
Lineage: Eukaryota; Fungi; Ascomycota; Eurotiomycetes; Eurotiales; Aspergillaceae
Exons: 2
Coding region: 61-549 (162 amino acids)
Source: RefSeq, a predicted model, not a curated record